AUGGCUGAGAAAGUUCAUUCCUUUGAGGAGGUAGCUAAGCACAACAAGAAAGAUGAUUGCUGGCUUAUCAUCUCUGGCAAGGUCUAUGACGUGACACCAUUUCUGGAAGAGCACCCGGGAGGAGACGAUGUCCUUUUAACAUCAACAGGGAAGGACGCAACUGUCGACUUUGAAGACGUGGGGCACAGUGAUGAUGCGCAAGAGAAAAUGAAGGAAUUCCUUAUCGGCCAUAUUGACGAGUCUACUCUGCCCGAAACCAAACAGGCCUUCCACAUCACCAGCACUACUGCAGGUGCAGCCACGGUGAAUCAGGGCUCUGGUGGAGACUCGUCCAAGGUUCUGCUCUAUGUCCUGCCCCUCUUGAUACUCGGUGUUGCAUUCCUUUUGCGUUUUUACUCUCAAAAGGAGUGA
Molecule: messenger RNA, 411 nt
Organism: Striga hermonthica
Lineage: Eukaryota; Viridiplantae; Streptophyta; Magnoliopsida; Lamiales; Orobanchaceae
Source: the annotation of a GenBank genome assembly